Penicillium cataractarum is the source of this 1011-nucleotide messenger RNA. It is a transcript of the gene cwc26, whose product is annotated as putative cell cycle control protein (Cwf26). Gene Ontology annotation, molecular function: RNA binding. Gene Ontology annotation, cellular component: RES complex; U2-type spliceosomal complex. Gene Ontology annotation, biological process: mRNA splicing, via spliceosome. Lineage: Eukaryota; Fungi; Ascomycota; Eurotiomycetes; Eurotiales; Aspergillaceae. Bases 1 to 1011 code for a protein of 336 amino acids. The transcript has a single exon. The record is from RefSeq and is a predicted model, not a curated record.
AUGCCGGGCUCACUAGCAGACUACCUCGCCAAGAACUACCUCAAUGCAGAUCCAGCCCCAGACCGGCCCAAAAAGAAGCGCAAGAAGACCAAAACCACCGACACCGCCGGCGACGGUCUAAUCAUCGCCGACGACGACGCCCCAGUCUUCGGCAACGCCCGCCCCCUCGAAGAUGACGAAUACAAACCCUCAAUCGACACAUCCAUGACAAGCGCUGAAUUCCGCCGCACCAAGAAAUCCGGCUGGAAAACCCUCGGCGGAUCCACAACUGCCCCUCAGCCUUCCGACCAAGAAGCCGCAGAUGCAAUCCUCGCCUCAGCAGCAGCCGAGCGGGCAGCCCGACAAGCCGACGAAGACGAAGACGCGCCGAUGAUCGAAAACGGCGACCACGACGAGGGUCCACGCAUGGAAUCCGGUGUCCGCGCUGGCCUCCAAACAGCCGCCGACACAGCAGCGAUGGUAAAAGCGCAAGAACGGCGCAAAAAGGCCGAAGAAGCACUCUACCGCGAUCCCGCCGCCGCAGACGCCAAAUCCAAAGAAACAAUCUACCGAGACGCCUCGGGCCGAAUAAUCAACGUCGCAAUGAAACGCGCCGAAGCACGCCGCGCGGAAGCCGAGAAGAAAGCUAAAGAGGAAGCUGCCCGUGAAGCGCUCAUGGGCGAUUUCCAGCGCCAGCAGCGUCAGAGCAGGAGGCAGGAGCUAGAAGAGAUUAAGGCUAUACCUGUUGCGAGGGGCAUUGAGGAUGAGGCGUUGAAUGAGGAGUUGAAGGAUGUGGCGCGGUGGAAUGAUCCUGCGGCGCAGUUUUUGACGGCGAAGAAGGGUCCUGGUGCGAGUGUGACGGGUAAGCCGUUGUAUAAGGGUGCUUUUCAGCCGAAUCGGUAUGGGAUUCGGCCGGGGCAUCGGUGGGAUGGGGUGGAUCGGUCGAUUGGGUUUGAGAAGGAGUGGUUUGCGGCGAGGAAUAAGAAGAGUCGGUUUGAGGCGUUGGAUUAUCAGUGGCAGAUGGAUGAGUAG